CGACAAACACAGCACUGUUCGUGAAUGCAAUGAAUGACAACACAGUGACUGUGAAUGCAUUGAAUACAUGAACGCAAUCACAAUCAGUGGUUGUAUUGGCGAUCAGUGAUCACUGAAUCAGUCACUCAAUCACCACUCAAUCGGACAAUCAUUUACUCCCAACUCAUCCAUCCAUUGAUCGCUUACAUGAAUGUCUACUUAAUUACCAAUUGAUACCAAUAUUAGUGUCAUUUGAAUGGUUUGACAAAUGGAUACCGAAUUAAUACGAGUGAAGGCCGCCUUCAAUGGGCAAAUUAUGGUCAUAUAUAUCAAAGACGAUAUAUAUCUCAACGACUUGUGUAACGAAAUGCGAGACAUUUGUCGGUUUGGUUCCCAACAGAGUUUUACUAUGAAAUGGGUUGACGAAGAAGGCGAUCCCUGUGUCAUCUCAUCGCAGGCAGAACUCGAAGAAGCAAUUCGUUUAUAUGAAGUGAAUAAAGAUUCCGAAAUCACAAUUCAUGUGUGCCACAAGUGCCGGGACUUCCCUGUCCUGGGGAAGACAAGAGUAUAUACCGAAGAGGGGCCCGAAGAUGGAGAAAACAUUAUAGACUUAACGGACAUAUAUUUCAGGCCAAACGAUUCAAUCGAGUGA
Messenger RNA from Oppiella nova, 631 nucleotides. The record is from the annotation of a GenBank genome assembly. NCBI's taxonomy places the organism in Eukaryota, Metazoa, Arthropoda, Arachnida, Sarcoptiformes, Oppiidae.